CAUUUGCGAACAUAUAUCUGUGGCCUGAUAUGCCCGUCCCAACUUCCAACUUGGCCGCUAUUUGAAACGUCUUGGCGGCUUUUAAACGAGCCAUGUGCUUUUGCUCGGUGCCAGGCACCACAAAUUUUUGCGUCCAGAAGGUUGAAAACCUCGUCCUUCGCUGUUCCCGAAGGGAAUUAACUCCAUCGAUUCCACCUAUAACCCUCGCUCUCGCUCUCAAAAACCGUCCGCCGCCGCCUGCCGGCCGUCUGUUCGUCGGAAAUAAUGCACCCUCCCGCCCCCGGCUCCCCCGGGCCCGAUCAGCACUACCAACUUCGCAUGGCGACAGUGAUAUUGACUGGAAUCAACAUCGCUUCGUCCGUCUCGUUGGGCGCACGAAUCUGCUGGGACGCAUACAAUGCCCGUACAACUUCACGGGACCUAGAGAAGGCUGGGUUGCUCACGGCCCCCGGGUGGUGGGAGUUGCUAUCCGGGAAGGAAUUGUUUCCAUUGAUCUUCAGCAUUGCGGUAUUUGCGCAGGGCGUAAUGUUAGCGAUUGUGGAGAGUCAGGGCUUGGGAGGGUAUAGGAUGUGCGAGCAGUGGGCGGUUGUGGCAUGGAUAGCGACGUGGAUCCCAAGUUAUACCGCUCUCGUCUUUAUAGUCGAUACGGGCUUGAGAGCUGUUUGUUCUCCCCGGUUCAAACCACGGUCCAUAAAGCGUGUAUUCCUCAUAUUCUGCGGGCUUGUCCUGCUGCUUGUCCUUACCAUGCUCCCCGUAUGGCUCAGAACAUGGAAGGAUGACCGCCAAGUCUGUUCCGGAGAGCUGAUGAUGCUCGUAGGCGGGUUCGCAAGCAUCGGAGCCGUAGUGCUAGUCGCCGCGCUCCUCGUGACAGCUAGUUUGGCCGCGGUUAUCUGUGUAAACUUGUCCAGGCAGACGCGGGUUGACCUCGAAGGUCGAAUGUCGGCGAGUCGGGAGCUUUACUUCAUCGCUGCCCUGAUGUUACAAUGGAUCCUUCUCUUGCCCAACUUCAUCGUCGUCUCGCAGGGCACGACGGUCCGAGAGCUCUCUUUCCUGUCGGCGGUGGUUAUCAAUACUUCGGGUAUCAUCGCCAGUACCCUGCACCUCUACCUUCGGGCGCGAAAUACAUUCAUAUCCGGACCGCCUUGUCUCACUGAACCGCCGGUGGUCAUCGACAAAGCUCCCAGUGACUUCUCCUCCGGGGAUGACGACAGACCUGCAGGCACAUCGCCUCAACCCAGGGUCCGAGAUUCCGAAAAUGCGUUGCAGCCUCCUAAAUUCCCCGAUCGAAGCCGAUUCUCGGCUAGCACUGUCGGUGCCAAUAAUCUCCAUCGACUAGGAGAGGAGAUCACGUCCCUUAUGGCCGGCUUGCUCAGCUCACCCGCGCCGUCCAGCUCGCCUCCGCCUCCGAGACACCGGGACACCUUACCAGAGCCGCGUCACUUCCGCGGUGACAGCGAUGUUUCUGUGGUCCAUGCUUUCGACAGUACAAUCACGAGUCCAAAGCAUGCCUACUCACGAGUCCCGCGACGUCCCUCUCGGCAUGGAGUCCCGAUAGUGAAUGUUGACCGCGAACAAAACCUGGGAAACAGUGCGAGAAGGGUGGAAUUAGUGAAGGAGGUUCAUUCGCACACCCGAACCGACUCCGCGAAGAGUUUGUUCGAUGCUGUGCAAACACAGAGUCCAAAGCUGGGCGGUGCUAUUGGUGGGAGAAGGUGUAUCUUCUGAGCUUCGCGCGAAAAUCUGUCAAAUUUAGUAUUCGUC
Molecule: messenger RNA, 1761 nt
Organism: Tricharina praecox
Lineage: Eukaryota; Fungi; Ascomycota; Pezizomycetes; Pezizales; Pyronemataceae
Exons: 5
Coding region: 265-1725 (486 amino acids)
Source: RefSeq, a predicted model, not a curated record